AUGCCAUCAGACCGGUAUAACAUAAUGGAUGAUUAUGAGGGAAUAUCACUCGUUGAUGUUUAUGACAUCGUGACUGAUUUUGCUAAAGAACUGAGAGCUAUCAUGGAAAUUUAUGGUGCUGAACCUCUUAAUAACAUUAUGAGUAAAGUUAUUACCAUAUUAGAACAUCUUGAAGCUCAAUCUGUUAAAAUUGGAAAGUUAAAUUCUCAAUUACAAGAAAAGGAAUCUAUAAUUUUAAAGCUUGAAAAAGACAAAGUUGAUAAAGCUGCAGAUAGACAGCGAUUUGAUAAGGAGCUGGAGCAAAUUGAGGAACAUUGGAGAGAAGAAUCUCGUGAAAUGGUUGCAAUGAUGAAUCGUUUACAGGAAGAAAAUCGUAAACUAGUGAAAUCUCUGGCUGACAAACAGGAUUCAUCAGUUAUUCAGAACUCUCAACCUAUUAGUUCGGAAGUGGAUGUAUCAGCAUUGCAAAGAUCUAGAGCUUCUAUUGACAAACUGCGAGAUGAGCUUAAACUUAAAGACAGAGAAAUAAACUCAAAACUAGCAGAAAUAGAAAGUCUUGCUGAUCAAGUUGAUAGGCUGACAAAUUUAAACAAGGAGUUAAGGAGAAAACAAAGACUAAAUCAAGCUCAAAUACGAAGCUUUAUUGAUCAAAAAGCUCAGCUGCAAACCCAACAAUAUGAACUUAAUCGCUUGAGACAAUGCUUGAGUAUUGCUGAAAAACAAAAUAAAGAUAUAGCAGAACAAACAAAGCUGGCUACCACUGAUUGCAACAGUAUUUUAGAUGUUACUAUUGAAGAUUCUCAAAAACCAAAAUUUACAAGUGAUGAGCUUAAGGAAAUAUUAGCUGAAAGGAAUGAAUUAACAGCUCGAAUUUCUGAACUUGAAAAUGAACUCCAAAAAUAUAAACUUAUGAAUCAAAUAGAAGAAGAUGAUGAGCCCUCAACUGAUGAUGAACCCUCUCCUGAUGAUGAAGCUCCUGUUCAGGGUCCUUUACCAUUUGAACCCAAUGAUGCUCCAUGGAGGAAGUCUGAGUCUAGAAUCAGAAAGCUAUUCAGAAAGUUGUUCAAUGAAGCUAAUGUUACAUUACUGGGUAAUAGUCCUAAGAAAAACUUAUCUACUUUUUCAAAAAUGUCGCUGACUUCAAGCCCCCCAGAUUCUCUUCUGUGAAAUGUUCAAGAUGUUUAUUCAUUUUAUUUAUUUAUUUUAACUAAUAUUAUUGAUGUAUUAUAGUUACUUUUAAUCUUAUGAAACACUUAAAAAAUUAUUUAAUAUUUAUGCAGAACAAGUGAUCUAAUGCCUAAAAAUGAGUAACAACUUUUUCUGAAACAAUGAGAUUUAAUAUCACUCUCUUGCAAUAGAUUGUUGAUUUUAUUUAUUGAAGAUACACAGUAGUCCACUGAAAAAGUUAUUUUAUAUUUACAAACUUCAGAAAUAUUUUAAGAAUAUUGAGAUUAACAUCUUUAUGAACUGAAUAUAAUUUAUGUGAUUUUAUUAUUAAAAAAUAAAUCAAAAUAAAAUAUUUAUAAAUUAAAAAUACAAAUAAUAUAAUUAUUUAUGAAGAAUAUUUUACAUUUUACAUUUUGUUCCCUAAUGAAGUACGAUCAGUAUUUAAUGGCUUUGCAAGUUAACAUUUUGAAUUAACUUAACUUUUAAUAUUCAGAGAUAGCAAAAAUUGUAAUGGUUUCCUCUCAUAUCAUGUACUUCUUAUUUGUUGCUUUUCCCCCCCUAAUCUCAGCAUGGAAUAUUAUUGAUUGAUAUCUAAUUAAGCUUAUUUAACGAAAACAUGAUUUUUUUUCUUUUCUUUACUUUCUUAAUCACCCUUUUCCAUCUCUGCCUAUGUUGUGCUAUUUCUUCCCAGUUUGCUACAUGCUCUGGAUUGAUGCAGCUCUGCAGCAUAUUGGUUGAUUCAAUCUAUUCAUCACUUUUGGCAUUCCAUAUGGUCUCUUACCCCUGAAAUUAUUACCCUCCCCUUAAUAACUGGUAAAAAGUCCCGAAUAAUACCGCAUUAGAUUUUUAUGGGUGGAUGGAGAGGAUAGAAAACUGAUAUUUUUUUUUAAUAUUGGCUGAUAGCUCACUUAAAUAAGGAAGUUUUUCUAAUUGUGAGGUAUCUGUUGUCCAAUUGGGAAUUGUAAAAAAACCCACAAAUAAUCCACGACUUUAUGAAAAAUCGAACUUACCAUAGUUUAACUGCCUAAAAGUUCCUUUUAAAUAAUUUAAAAAAAGACAAAUUCUACUUGCAUGUGAUGAAAAUUUUAUCUAGUUUACUAUAAAGCAAUUAGUUGUAACCUAAAUUAAAUGGUUUUUUUAUACUCUCUUUAUCUUUUUCUAUUCAACAAAAAUUGUGGUUGACUUAAAGAAAUACCAAACUUGAAUUUCCUGGUUUUCUAUGUGAAAUUUGAAUAUGGUUUAUUGUAACUUUUUUGUAGGGUUUAAGGCUUGCUAUUACUUGUUAUCAAUUAUAUGAAAUAAAUGUCAAUCUAAAGUUCAUAUCAAUAUCACAAAUUUUCUAAUUGAUUGAUAUCGAAUACAAUUCUGUUGUCAAUGACUUUUUAGAAUCAACAAAAUAAAGAUACUUAGUAAUAAUAGUAAUAAUAAUUUAAACAAUCAAGAAUGUUAUAAAAACGAAUUCAUAUUUAAAACGGCAUCGUCUACUAUGAACAACAUCAAUUUCAUGGUUUGGAGCAAUUUUUGCUUCAAGUGGAAAUGCCAUAAAUAUAACCACAUAAAAAUAUCUCCAUAACCACUGAUUUAAAAAAAAAAUGUACUGGAAAUCUUUGUGAAAAAAGCUUAUAGUUUUUAGAUAUUCCCAGAAAACAAAAAAAAAAAAAAAAUAAAAUUUUUCUCCUUCUCCUUCUCUCCCCAUCAAAACCCAAUGCGGGAUUUUUGUCAGUUUUUAAUGGAGAGAGUUAUGAACAAUUUCUCAUAAGCUUUAUUUAUUUAUUUUUUUUAUGUUUGGGGCAAUACCUGGUUUUACUGUUAUUCAUCCUUUUCCUUCAUGGGUUAGUACUUUGCUCCCUGAUCGCUACAGUUAUCUAACUGACGAUUAUUCUCUUAAAAUUUUCAAUACUUCUUUGUUGGGUGCUGGUUAUUGUCCAGGUCUAUCAGAUGCAUGCAUAUGUAUAUAUAUAUAUAUAUAUAUUUUUUUUUUUUCGGUUGGCACUACAGACCAUGAAGAUCUUUGGCCGCGAGAUGUGCUCUCCUUACAGACAUAUGCAGCUUGCUGGAGCUCAGAUAGCCUGGAGGGGGUCGUCACCCAACCUCAUGUUGGGCCACCCGUAGCUCAAUAGCUGAUCCCUUUGGGGCCAAUCUGGCAAUGUCCUUCCCACCGACUCAAUCGGGUUCAAGGACAGUGACAAAUCAGUCUAGAUCCAUGGAUUAUGGUUGCUUGGAGUCAGGAGGCACACGAGGACCUAUAUUUCUUUCUCCGAAACAGACCAUCCAUGGGCCGAACUUCAGGGGGGGCUAAUAUCCUUGUAAACCACAUCCCGAUUCCCAAUUUAAGUACACGGAGUAGGGUCAUCAGUCCUACAACCAGUCAGUAUGAGUUGCCUCCAGUGUGCUGACAGGCCUCACAUACCAGCGGGAGAAGAGAGACUCGGGCGGCAUGGCUUUCCCUGGUAGACAGUCACCCAUCCAAGUACUAACCAUGCUCGACGUUGCUUAACUUUGAUUACCUAUUGCAAGCGCCUUAGCCCGUUCGGCUACCCCAGCCUCCAUAUAUAUAUAUAUAUAUAUAUUAAAACUUGUUUUAUCAUGGUAUUGUACAUCCUUAAUUUGAGAUUUCUACAGAUUUUUCGGGAUUUUAAUACCGUUUAAAGAGAGAAGGAAGCUCUGUUUGAGCUUGUUAUUAGCUGAUCUAUUGCUGAUUGUUGUUCAUUCAUUGAGGUUAUUGUGAACCCAAGCUAUUUGAAUUUUUAUACUCUCAAGAAUGAUUCCCCUUCUAUGUAGAUCCUGUUGUGGCAUUAGAAUUUUCGUGUUACUAUCAUUUAUUUUAUUUUAUCUUCAUUAGUUGUGCGCCUAUUUGUUCUGCUUCUCUUAUCAUAGUCUCUCAAUGUCUUCUA
Molecule: messenger RNA, 4061 nt
Organism: Nezara viridula (southern green stink bug)
Lineage: Eukaryota; Metazoa; Arthropoda; Insecta; Hemiptera; Pentatomidae
Source: the annotation of a GenBank genome assembly